AUGUCUGUGACAAAUGCAGUUUAUGCAUCCGUCACUCUCCUGCAAGAAAGUGUGAUCGGUGUCAUAGGUGAUGUAUCCAAUUCUUGGACAAGCCUCAGUGCUCUUAUGACCUCCACACUGCAAAUCCCUCAAUGCUCCUUCACCGCCAACGCAGUGGCAUUUUCAGACAAAACGCAAUACAAAUAUUUUUUCCGAACCAUUCCAACCCAAGUUCUUAUUGCUGAUGUGAUGUUGUCCUUUGCUACAAAGCAAGGAUGGAACAAGUUGGGUGUACUGUAUACGGAUGAAUCUUUGGGUCAGCAGUUUUAUCAAAGAGCUUUAAUUCAAGCGAACACCAUGGACCUUCAUAUUUUACGAUACCAAUCUAUUUCAACAUCUAUUUCGAAUGACGGCAUUUCAGAUGCCUUACGGAAUAUGACAAAUAACGGAGGAGCACGCAUUAUCAUGGUUGCAGCAGGCGAAAAGGCGCAAAGUCAAAUAAUGUUGCAAGCAUACCAGUUAGGACUGUUGACUGAAGACUAUGUCUGGUUGUUGAUGGGAGAUACCACAGACGCAUUGCAAGCUGAAGUAGAAGCUCAUAAUCAGAACCUAACAGCGGGAAGAAUCGAUUAUGCCACAGCUUAUCAGGGAUUAUUCUUGUUCGAUAACUGGCUUUCGUUGGAUGGCUACCAACCCUUCGAGGACUUCUUAGACCAAUGGUCUGCUCUAAACCCACAAGCGCUGGCGUACUCAUGCAUGAUGGUUAUGGCAGAAGGUUUCCAAAAACUCGUGAAAGAUAGCACAAAUCAAACGGACAAUCUAUUAAAACUUGCUUAUGGAGAGUUGGGAGACAAAUUAGUACCCAGCACUUUCAACGUCGGUUACGUUGGGCCCGAGGGUCCUAUGAUCUAUGACUCCAACGGAGAUCUAACCACAGGGUAA
Molecule: messenger RNA, 921 nt
Organism: Mycotypha africana
Lineage: Eukaryota; Fungi; Mucoromycota; Mucoromycetes; Mucorales; Mycotyphaceae
Product: periplasmic binding protein-like I
Exons: 2
Coding region: 1-921 (306 amino acids)
Biological process (GO): G protein-coupled receptor signaling pathway
Cellular component (GO): G protein-coupled receptor heterodimeric complex; membrane
Molecular function (GO): G protein-coupled GABA receptor activity
Source: RefSeq, a predicted model, not a curated record